Theileria orientalis strain Shintoku is the source of this 7176-nucleotide messenger RNA. RefSeq lists its product as hypothetical. The transcript has a single exon. The coding region runs from base 1 to 7176 and encodes 2391 amino acids. The record is from RefSeq and is a predicted model, not a curated record. Lineage: Eukaryota; Apicomplexa; Aconoidasida; Piroplasmida; Theileriidae.
AUGGUCGAUCAAGUUCAUACGGAUCGAACUUUUCGCUAUUGGUGUGGAGGUAACUAUGAACUGAUACACGCGAGGCUAUAUAAACUUUUCGUUUUAUCCAACAAACGUCUUUCUGGUCAAUCUUCAGCCAAUUUUAGCAAUAAACUAAUUCUUCCACGAAACGUCAAAAAUAGCUCACACAAACAAUAUCCCACAUGGGAAGAAACCGAAUUUAAUGACUUGAAUCUUGUUGAUUAUUAUUUGCUGUCACUAGAAGGUGGAGAGACUAAAUCUUCGUCUCAUCAGAAAGAAAACGCAUCCGCCGAUGUUGAUUUCAGAAAGUUUAAGGAGGAGUUAGUCUCAGACUUAAAGAGUUUCAACUUCCACAAGCCCCGCACAGUGCCAAAAAGAAACCAUUUGAUAACCAGGGAUGAGCUCUUGGAAUACAUAACGAAGAGGUUCAAGGACAUGGAGCACAGCGUGGACAAGAUCGAUGAAUACAGUACGAUUUGCAACGUGAAUCAGUUUCUUUGCUGCCAUCUUUUGAAAGAAGGACUCGACUUCUAUUCAACAAAUAAAUCACAACCAGAAACCGAGUUUAAAAUAAUCGAGAAUAUGCUGUUCAGACAAACAAUGUUUCAGCUGAAGACGAUCCUACUGCUCAUAUCGUUCGUGAAAAUAUUUGAGUUCAUGACAACAGACUUUCAUCAGCGCUGCAAAGUGUUCCCGGAGGCAGAAGAAGUGCUGAAGCACUUGUCAGAAAAACAGUUGGUGAGGAACCUGUUCAUUGCACUUCUGUCGUCAAUGAACGAGUGCUACAGCCGCCACAAGGCACAAGCCGAACACUCACAAAGGACACAACAAAACCAAUCGGCAGAAAAUAUGGAUAAUAGAUACUCAGCAGAUUUCGAUCCCAACUUGCUGUUCAGGCACAGUACACACUACCUAAACACGCUCCUGGAUGUGAUCACCACGUACUUCAUUACGUUUAAUCCGAAGGAGGAGGAGAUUAAGUGCCUGAUGGUAUUCCUGCCUCACGUGUACGACGUCAAUAAGAUGUACAACCUGCCUGAGAUGUCGUUUUACCUGAAGUUCCUGUUUGAAGAUUACUCCUGGGAUAGCCUCAGCGGCUUCUAUCCAAUCUCGAGGAGCGAUCUCUUCUUUUGUUUGACGACGAAAGAGUUUGAUUCAUCAUGUAAAACGAAUCUCACGCUGAAACUGAGCAUUUUGCUGAUGGUAAUGCUGAACCCGAACAUAUACAGAUACGACGGGGAUUUCAAACUCUUUAGGAUCGAUGGAAGCAUCCUUAAGCUCUUUAAGGACCACUCUGAAAGCCUGUUUUACAGAGGACUGAUUGACGAAGCCUCGAGUUCGACGAUGAAUAUGGACGACCUGAUCCUAAGGAUGGACGGGGAGGACCUAACUCUGAGGAUGAACGUGGAUGAUGAGCCAGGACAGAGUUCGCUGGCAAACGCAGAGAAGUUGAAAGAGCUGAAGACAACCAGAGAAAAAUACGCGGAUGUGGAGUUGAUGUUGGAUUUUGUGAUUUACGGAGCAUACAUGGACGACGCGAACAAGAAGUUGGAGUGUUUCAGCAAUAACGUACUGGAAAAGUUCCUGAGUUACUGCAACAGCUUCACAGACAACACGGCGAAUUUUGACACGGCCUACUAUCAAGUAUAUAUCAACAUGCUCAAAAUCGUUUUCACACCUCUAUUUUUCGAAAAGAAUCUCAUGAGUGAGACGUGGUACAACCUUCUGCAGUACGAGGCUUCGUGCAAAGUAAAGCUGGAGAGUCUGAUGAGAAUGCCGGUCACCGACAAAAUUAACACGGCUGUGUUCCGAGUGCCAGGGAUUACCCUGAUCCAGGUGCUCAACCUUUUCAUUAAGGUGUACGAUACCGAGAGCCCGGAACUGAUGUUCAGGAUGUUACAAUCUAUCGCCGAGUCGUACAACUCAAUAAUGCCCGAAAGGAGCUCAGUGCUGUAUGCAGUGCACCUGAAGAGGUACAAUGAGCGCUACUACAGGCACCACCCUGAGCCUGCAGGAGAGGGCGUCGUCGAAGAAGAGUCAGGAGUGCCCGGCACGAAAGCACGCCCAAGCGCCUCGAUGGAAGAGGCCGAGGGCGACAGCAUUAACCUGAACAGUUCUAACCCUGACCACAUGCUCGCAUUCCCGAACGCGGGGUUCAGCUGGCACGAACGCAACAGGGCACUGCUGGACCUGGUGAACCUGUGCUGCGAGAAGAACAUGACGUUCGUGGAGGCGUAUCCGAGACUGGUGGUCGAGCUCCUGAGGUUCACACUGCACCUGACGAAGUUCACAGCCAUCGAUGACAAAAUACCACCGUUCCUCAACUCGGUCGCCUGCAGGGACCUGCACUUCCCAAGUUUGUUCAACAGGGUAGUUUCGCAGCUCAAGAGCCUGGUGAGAGGUGACCUGGACAGGCUGCCCAACCUAGUCUACGACGAACUGGUGGCACGAGACGGUCUGAUCGAGUCGGAGCGAGCUGUUAGAGAGUCGGUACGGAUGCACAUGGAAAAGGAGGAAGCCGCGCAGAACCCGCUGGGAGUGGAGGACCCGAGUUUGUACAUCAGGGAGCGCUUUAAAACCUCGCAACCCGUGCCAGGGCGGCUCUACGGGUUUUCGAGACUCUACGAAAAGGAUUCCGACCCGAGCGCAAUAAAAGAGGAUUACCUGAAGGACGUGAGUAGCUAUCGCAUUAACGCAAACUCAGAGGAAGAGCUGCCGAAAAGUAAGCUGAAGCCGUUCCAGAUGGUUCGAACGAAGCCGUACACGUUUCCGCACGUGAGUGGCCCCUCGGACGUGAGAAGGGCGCUGAGCAACCUGGGCCUGGGGACAGCGCUCCCGUUUAACCUGGUUGAAGUGGCGUCCCUGUUAUUUAAGCUGAUAAGGAGACUGGACCCGCUACUACCUAUCUCUGUAUACGGAAUGCGGGAGAAGAAAGUGAGCAAAGGGACUGGAGCCUCCGGAUCGGAGGAGAGUCCUCAAAUAAGGAGCAGACUGGCAGUUGAAACGGGAAACUACAGUUACCUGGACGUUGUCUUCACAAUCCUGUCAAGUAACUUUUACCCUGGCACGGACCUGGUCAUCGGAGACAUGCUACUUAGCAUAGCCUCAGUGCACGUCGGAGACCACAAGCUCUGCAAAAUGGCGCUCUCCAAGUUCAGGAUCCUUCUCAACAGCGAGAACAGCGCCCUGGGCAGGAGGCUGACGAGGUGGGAGUUUGUAAACCUGAUGGACUGCAUGAACUCGAUCCUCUCGUACAUCCCGCAGGAGGAAAGGUACACUCUAUACAGUGACACGGACGACCUGCUGGAGUUGACGAAGUACGUGUUGAGCGCACUGGAGCACGUGAUGUUAGAACCGGACCCCGUUAAGCAAACGCCAAACACACAGAACCCGGUUACGGGGCUGGCCGCGAUGGUUCCGAAAAUCAAUUACGCCACGGAAUAUUACAUGGUUCUGGAUAGAGCGUUCGGGUUCCUCCUUAUCGUCUCGAGAGGUCCCAUGGGCCUGCUAAACAUUUCAAAGGCGACGCAGUACGUGUAUGAGCAGAUACUGCUGCACGGAAGCCCAGUCGCGUACAAACUGGUGAGGUCCUCGAAUGUCAUUAACUCACUCAACGCACUGCGCCUGGUUUGCAACGUGUUCAAGAGGGACUUUUUGCUGAGCACGCUGCACAACCUGCCGUGCUACGACCUGAAAACAAGACCUGUGUGCGAUCGGUGCCACGCAGCUAAGCAAGACGUUGAUGAGAAGGAGACAGGGCCGACCAGAACGCCAGGAUCAUUCUCGUGGUUCCUGAGCAAGAUACCGAUCUUCUCGUCAAACAGGUCAGGGGGGUACAUUAGGAGGAAGAUGGUGUUGGAUCAGAGCGGACGCACAGACCAGAAGAGGCUUGAAAGUGGCUGCGAAGUCUGCCACAACGUGGAUUUUAACCAGAAGCCGCUCCUCAUCUCGACCGCACACGACGCAUUCAAGGACGCGCUGCUGACGUACUCAAACGAGGUGAGCUGCGACGUGAUAGGGAACGUAUACGCCAAGGACACGGAGGUUAAAACAAUAACGCUCUUCCUAAUGGCGCAGUUCGCAGAAAGGAACUCGUCGCUGAGAUUGUCCAGAAGGACCCUCGAGCAGAUAAAGCAAUAUUUGUACAGUGUGACCGUGGAUAGGGACGGGGAUUCAACGGACUCGACUGAUAUUAGCACAGCGAAGGGUCUGCUGGGGAACAAGGGCCCCAACGACUCCAUAAGGGACGCGUACAUGGAGUGGAAUGACCUGAUGCUGCAGAAUAAACUGAAGUUUUUGUCGUACGCACGCCAAGACAAGGCGUCGUCACUGUCGAACCUGAGGGACAUGCCGACCUGCACCUUCAAAACAAUGGUCGCAUACCUCUCCUCGGCUGACGAGGAAAUGACGCUAAAAAUAGUAGAUGAUAAUCUGUUCAUGUCAAUCGUUAACUACGUCAGAGAUACCUGGAGAAGGGAGAGUUGGACCGACGUGUAUAUGAUGGAGACUUUGACGAAGUUGAUCAGGGACGAAAGGUACGCGAAGCUGUUGAUGCUCGUUUGGCCCACAUUAUUCAACGAUAUGGAUGGCUACAAGGUGGAUUUUAAAGCCCACAACGCACUGAAAUUCUCGAAGCUAACAUACAUGUUUGAAAUAGUGGCGCGCUACUCAUCUGUAUUCCCGUAUUUUUACGAGAGGGAGAAGGAAGCACACACAAACAGGGAGAUGAAGGAUGUGAGCAUGCAGAAUAAACUUAGUCUCGGGGGCCACCCAGAAUACGACGAGUACAAGAACCUGCUGAAUCUUAGCAUGGAGGUGCUCGCAGAAGAGACGGGAGCGUCCUUCAUGGACUACCCCGAGCUCACGAGCGACGUCAUCCACAGUUUCUGCAGCAACGAGAGGGAGCUGUACACCUCACUCUUGAAAGCCGCAAACAGGCUCGGCUUCGACCUCAUGAACAAGCUGUGGAACUUCAACUCGUACUCACUGAACAAACACGACAUGCUGACCAAGCUGAUACUCCCGAACCCCGAGGCGCAAAACAGAGAAGAAAGGACGCUGAGUACGAACUUAGGGAAUGAGCACUCGAGGGAGGGAGAAGCAGGCGGGUAUUCGUUUUCGGUGCACAUGUACAACGGCACCUUGGUCUCCUUCGCGGCCAUGUUUAGAAGGAUGAUUAAAAUCUACGAAAGCUACAACCCGUAUAAGCUCCAUAGAAUUUUCGACAUCGACCCUGGGAACGUGGCCGACGAGCUCAAGCUGAUAUUGCAGCUGACCAUCAUCAAGAGGCUGUACACACACAGGAGCUUCGACGAGCUGGUAAACAUACUCGUGAAGCUGGGGCGCACGCUUUUGCACCUGGACAGAAACAACGACGCCCUGAGGACGAAGCUAUACCACGUGAUCAACCACCUGAUCGAAGUCGCCUCAGCCAAGGAGUUGGAGGAUUCAGUGGAGCCGCUGGGGGGGAGCAGGGGAGACCCGCUGAUCAACAAGAUACUGGUGUCGAGGCUGUCGGAGACGACCGCACAGAACACGAUCCUAGACGCGCUUUUCACAGACUCGGUCGAAAGCUACUCCACGUACGCAGAUGUCGACGUCCUGGGCCACAUAGUCAUCGAAAACUGCAUCCACGGCAAGGACGACGAGUGCGAUGGGGAGUUCGUGUCCGCGUCUGAGGCUAGGAGGGCGCGCAGGCUGCAGGACGUGCCGUACCACCGGAGGAGAGUCCUGGAGAGCCUGUACUUCGCCCUGGAGGGAAAGCAGCCGAGUUUGCGAAUGGAGGCGCUGAAGCUGCUGAGCUCGGUCCUGAAGGGCCUGUCGACGUACGAGGCCACGAAGAUUGAGCACGACACGGGAACGCUUCUUUACUCGUCUCUGGGGGCACUGAGCCUGCAAAAGGCAAAAAGGUUCGUCUCGAAGCUGCUGAUGCGCGACUACUCAGCGUGCAAAAGCUGCAUAGAGGCGGAGUCCGUGUGUGACCGCUGCAGCGAAACGCUGGUGGCGGCGCUGAACGUGCUCCAGGCGCUGACCAAGAUACACCAGUUCAGGUCGUUCUGGUUCGAGCUCAAGGCGACCGAGUCUGAAACGCUGGCGGACAUGAUUCUGAGGUGCACGUACCUGAACGCCUUCAACCCCAGGGCGCCCAUCCACGUGCUCCAGCCGACGAUGAAGGUGAUCGAGUACUUCGUGAACACGAACUCGAGCAGGAUCAGGAGCGCAGUGAUAACCUGGCUCAACAGCCACGCGGACGCGCUUCUCUCGCACGUGUGCGCCGAGGAGUUCGACUCUCUGACCACCAGCUACAUCUGCUCGCUGCUCAGGAUCUAUAAGACCUCAUUCGUCUCCCUGCUCAACUUCUACAGGGGCAUGAACACGUUCGAAAACAACUUCGCGAUGAUCCUGGCGGACCUGAACUGCAAGUUCCCGCUGGCCUCGACGCUGCAGGCGCUCGUGCCGAACCUCGUGAAGUUCUUCUCCGACAAUUUGGAGUCGGACGGGAGUUGGCUGGCGAUCCUGCUCUGCCUCCAGAGCCUCUUCCCGGUCCUGGGCGCCUUCGAGACCGAGGUGGACUUCGCGUCCCAGGCGCCCGUGAAGACGAAGGCGCUUGAGCUGAUCAACCUCGUCGUCGACGCCACGCUGCGGUGCUCCGACGGCCUCCUGGAGUACAUCCGCAGCUACUCGAGCUUCAACAUCAGCUCCAGCCUCCCCGAGGACCCCGGCGACGCCGACUACGAGCUCAAGUGCCUCAAGCACGACCGCACGAUAAGCAUGUUCGACGAAAUUCUGGAGCUCAGGGUCUCAACCACGGACUGCUGCCUGCUCCUGCUCAGGUACAUCUUGUCGCUGGUGCAGCUGCCGAACGGCGUGGCGACCAACGGCGCCCAGCAGGCGAUCCCUGGCCACUCGCUCCUCUUCAGAAUCCGGGAGUCCACCCGUCUGAGCGCCGUGAUAGAGACUCUUGCCAAGGUGUGUACCGCCAACGGCGCCACUCUGACCCCCCGGGGGCUGCAUACGAAGAAUUUUUCAGAGCGACUCUUCCCCGGGCUCCCUGAACCGAGCGUUUCGUCCCUCAGAAGGUCGGAUUACACUCGCCAGUCUCUCUUCUCCGAUCUUCUGUCGAGUCUUUUGAAUCUGGACUCCGCCCUGAAGUCUUACACAUGA